CGCAGUCAGCGAUUGCAUUGAAUGGGAGUUAGUGGUGCUGUUGGUACUGCCGCCGCCGCUGCUGACAUUACUCAGAUUGCAGCCACGUAAGUAAUAGACAGGCAGCGGAAAGGAAGAGGAAAAAGAAAUCAUGUCUUAUGUCGGCUGUUGCUGAAAGGGAUCGGCCCCGUUCUAUCGGGCAUCCCUUUAUCUAGUGCAAAAGAAAUUUGCAGAUAUUUUUCUUUCCGGGACAUUUUGAUUUGCAAAACAAAAAAAAAUUCCAAAAACAAAGCAACGUUCUGCAUCCCAAGGUCGUCAUCUCCGCAACUGUGCAGUUGCAAAGGCAUCUGGAGUUUAUCAGUUUCAUCGCUGUGCUUGGGGGCAUUAAGACUGUUCGGUGGGAACACGAUACCAUUGAUCUCUUUUGUCCUUGACUGUUAUAUUUUUAAAAUUAUAUACGCACAUCUCAUCGGUGCUUGCCAGUAUUGGAAAGCACUCGCCAGCCAAAGACUUUUUUUCUCUCUCUUUCUCUCUCAUGAGUGCGUACGUGCAAAAUAAAUCUCCUUGAAAGUUGUACUUGGACGUUGCAAAGCAGAUGACGAGAGGGUGAAUGCCGUACUCUUGUUUGAUGAUAGUUUGAGGCUAUUUUGUUUCAGCUGCAAAGAGAGAAAGACAGCUACAGAGGGAAUCGGACGCCAUCUAGAGUCGGAGGCUGAGGAACUGAGUGGGUUCCCCUGAGUCGAUCGUCACCUGGUUGGCUUGUGUAUGUAAACGCCUCGGCCACUCUCUCUCUCAGUCAUUCACUCGUUGCGGCGCAUACCCUUCUGUAACCACAGGAACAAAACGCAUUGUGAACUGGCGCUCCAUUUCCCACUUCGACAAAAAUCAGGGCUCUGAUUGCAUUGGGCUGCUCGCUCUCUAUAACAGCUGCAUUUGUAUGACCCACCCGAAUCAUCUAUGCAAAAGACAAAAGCUGUAGCAAUAAACACACAGUCUGCAUUAUUCCUACAAAUGGUGCUCGUUUUAAAAUAAAGAACUCAUUUUACUGCUGCUGGAGGAACACGCAAAAAAAAGAAGAGCUGGACCUACAAGUCUCGACCAAAGUGCAAAAGAGACGCUUCUACAGUUUGUGGAGUUCAUUUUUAAAUCCUUUUUAAACUACUGUCAACAAACGUGGACGCUUGUCAGUAAAACCCUUUUGUUUAACAGGACCACUAUUUACAGCCACAUGAACAUACAGCGAUCCAGUCCAAUCAGCAUUGUAAGGUAUGGACGGUCGAGACAUAAGAGUCAUCACGAAUAUGAAGAAUUGUCUUGUGUGAGGACUAGUGACUGCAGCCAAAGUUUCAGCCCGAACCUCGGCUCACCCAGCCCACCUGAAACUCCGAACUCUUCUCAUUGCAUUUCUCAAAUCGGACAGUAUCUAUUGUUGGAGCCUUUGGAGGGUGACCACGUGCUUGGGGCAGUGCAUUUGCAUAGCGGCGAGGAACUCGUUUGUAAGGUAUUCGACGUUAGCCGAUAUCAAGAAACAUUAGCAGCUUAUUUUUAUCUGUCUGCCCACGAAAGCAUCAACCAGAUAACAGAGAUUUUGCUGGGGGAGCAGCGAUCGUAUGUUUUCUUUGAGAAGAGUCAUGGGGAUAUGCAUUCAUUUGUACGCACUUGCAAAAGGCUCAGGGAGGACGAAGCAGCCAGACUGUUCCGCCAGAUAACCUCUGCUGUAGCGCACUGCCAUGACAAUGGUGUGGUCCUGCGAGAUCUCAAACUAAGGAAAUUCGUAUUUAAAGACGAGGAACGGACGCAAGUGAAGUUGGAAAGUUUGGAGGAUGCUUAUAUCUUGAAUGGCGAAGUUGAUGCACUCUCUGACAAGCAUGGAUGUCCAGCGUAUGUGAGCCCCGAGAUCCUUAACACCAAUGGCAGCUACUCUGGUAAGGCAGCUGAUGUUUGGAGUCUUGGUGUAAUGCUAUACACGAUGCUGGUUGGACGGUAUCCGUUUCAUGAUGUGGAACCAAGUUCACUCUUCAGCAAGAUUCGACGUGGCCAGUUUAACAUUCCAGAAACUCUUUCCCCACGGGCUAAAUGCCUUAUCCGUAGCAUUUUGCGUCGUGAGCCUUUGGAGAGGCUGACAUCCCGGGAAAUCUUGGACCAUCCCUGGUUUGCCUCUGAUUUUGCAGCUUCUAGUUCCGGAUAUGGUGCUAACGAAAAAGAAGCAGCUGAUCAGUUGGUACCUGAUGUGAAUAUGGAUGUUGACUUGGACCCCUUUUUCAACUGAGUUUGCUCACAGUUUGAGUGUUGUUGAGAAGAUACUAACAGCUGGUACCCACCACGUAGAAUCCUUCCAGAACUGAUAAAUGGUACCUCGAAUCGACCUAGCUUGGAAGCAAAAAUGGUGCAGAUGUACAGUGACUUAAAAUGACUGAGAAGAGUGAGAUAUUUCAGGGUUGACAUGUAGCACAACAAAUUGGGUGGUUCUGCUAUCAAGUUAGAUUGAUUUGGGAGGAAAAGGCAGUGUAAAAUGUUGCAGCUUCUCAUCUCAUGGAGCCACAGAGAGGGCUGAAUACUGCACACAUGCAUAAUUGUGCAGUUCAUCACUCAUUUUAUGAUGGUUACAAAUCACAAAUAGAAACUUUAAUUAGCCUCGACACAAUGUAACACAUUGGCAUCGCACUGUUAAUUAUUUUCCUUCUCUCAUUAUUCAGGGAACGUACAAUCCUCCUAUAAGAGUCUCCUAAAUUUGUUUCUGAUGUUUAAACAUUUUAUUCAAUGUGUUUCAUUAAAAAAGAAUUAGGUGCACACACACCGACAUAAAAUGCGGGUGCUAAAGGAAAUGCUUGUGUUUAUAUGUAGCUACUUUCAUUAUCUUGUGUAUUUUUUUUCUUUCUGAAUAAACUUAAUAUUGUCAGAAGCAGAGCAUUUUUAGUGCUCUGUUCCCUAAGAGGGAAUAACUCAUCUGUUGUGUGUACAGUACUUCAGUGCUGAUUGGCAGGAGCUAUUGAAAUGAAAUGUCAUGUAAUUUCGCUGGAAGGGAAGUCCUUAUUGGCAAACAUUCAGGGUUUGAAAUAUAUCUACUGGAACCAUUGUAUUAAUGCAGAGAAAAUGUGUAUUACCCAAUAUUACCAAUAGUACAAUCUUUACAGAUUUGGUAGUUUGUUUAUUUUGGACUUCAGUAUUCUAAAACAGUGUUAAGAUGUAUUUUGUAUUUUACCUUUUUUUUCCACUGGUCAUCGGUCCUAUCUCUGUUGCAGCUUGGUGGUGUAAAUGGAUGGCAGUUAAGUUGAACGAUCAUAUCCCAGAUUUUUUUUUUAACCUAAUCUUCUUGAAACCAAUUAAAUUAUUCCUUUUUUUUCUUUGAAAAGUGCCCGCAUUCUUGCUGAAAUGGUUUGAAAUAUAUUGUCAGUGUUAUAAGUAUGAAGUAGUAGCUCCUUGUUCUUGAAAGAAAGACUUUGUGAAUACAUCUAGCUACUUUCAGCUCUGUGAUCUGUUGCAUUGUUUGCAAUAUUUGUGAGAUUUGUGAGAUUGUAUAUUUAAUUAGACUAGAUUACAUUACACCAUUACAGUGUGGAAACAGGCCCUUCGGCCCAACAAGUCCACACCGACCCACCACCCACCCAUACCCCUACAUUUACCCUUUACCUAACACUACGGGCAAUUUUAGCAUGGCCAACUCACCUGACCCGCACAUCUUUGGACUGUGGGAGGAAACCGGAGCACCCGGAGGAAACCCACGCAGACACGGGGAGAACAUGCAAACUCCACACAGUCAGUCGCCUGAGUCAGGAAUUGAACCCGGGUCUCAGGUGCUGUGAGACAGCAGUGCUAACCACUGUGCCACUGUGCCGCCCUCAGACUACUUGCCUACCUUGCCCUGUUACAAACAAACACAGGACUUCUUAUAUGUGUAAGAAUUAAAAGGAAUAGUUGUGCAAAUAAUAAGCACUCUCAAAUCCGUCAUAUUGCAAUAUAAAUAAGCUUUGAGUUAGCACACAAGUGAAUGACAAAAUGGUUAGUUCUGUUUUAUGGCUUAGUGCUAUACAGGUUAAUUCUGAAAUGAAGUCCUGGAAUAUUCAGUCUGUUCCUGACAAUGCAGUUUUCUAAAAAAUAAAGUAUACUUUUGCAUUAAAAGUAAAUGGCCUGGAAAAAUAACAGGAACAAAUGGCAAUUGUUCCUAAUUUUUAUUUCCUUCAUACUUUUGAAGGUUCUGCUUCCACCAGGCACCCUAGCCAGUGUCUGAAAAUAUUUAUGGUGCCUGGACUGACUGACCACGAAUAUCUGCCAUUGUUUUGAAUCUACUUGUUUUGUAGGCUCCCUUUUGUAAUGAACCUGGUGCAGUUUGACUGCAUGCAUGAAGCAUUAGUUGUUCAUUUGCACAACUUCCUUUUGAAUUAGUUGUGGAGGCAUUAGGCAUUCAGAUUAAACUUGGUUGUAUGGUUCAGCAAAAUAAUUUGAUUAAUUGUUUAGUAAUUGACUGGUUUUAUUGCCCUUGAUUAAAUAAAGUAUAAAUAUGACUUUUUAAUGACAAAUUCUAUUCCAUGCAAGCACAUUUUAUGGAUUCUAUUUGUAAAAUGAUUGAGCACAGACAAAUCUGUGUGCAGUAUGUAUCUCAAACCCUGAAUAAGUUGUACUUUUUAAUUUUAACUUAUCAAAUUACUUUUUCUGCUUUCAAAUUGCUAUAUAUUAGAAAUUUCUUACCUUGCAUACCUUUUUUUUUCCCUGUGUUGUCUCCAGUACCUUGAUUGUUUGAUUACUGCCUGUACCAGUUCUGUGAAAUGGUCAUGUUCUUGGGUAGGUAUAUGUGGACUCUGUAGUACGUAUCUGUUAACUUGAAUUUGUGCUUUUAUAGUCUGUUGCAUGUACGUACAGCUACUUGACCUAUUUGGCUUAUGGAUGCUAUUGCCUGCGUUUCAGGAGAGCUUGUAUAUGCCAAUUCAGAACACAAAGAGGAUGGUUAGUUAAAGUUCUCAUGGGGUGGGUGGGGUAGGGAUGUGGGGAAAGCUGCAGCUGAUUUGCCAAGUUUUAAUUUAAAAUUUCUCAAAAAAAUCACGAUUAAAAAAGGGAGUGAAUUCCUAUUCACUCUGUGGAUGGUGCUGUGUUGAGAGGGACUACUCGUCUUUUUGUUUCAGUGUAAAGUGGAAGGGGAACAGAGGAGACUGCAUGGUGGGUUUUACUGCCUCUGGUGUUUGUAUUGUAUUUGGUUUGAUGUUUUGUCCUGAUCUUCUCCUUCAGUAAAUAAAUUGUGAAUUGCACAACUAA
Molecule: messenger RNA, 5226 nt
Organism: Hemiscyllium ocellatum (epaulette shark)
Lineage: Eukaryota; Metazoa; Chordata; Chondrichthyes; Orectolobiformes; Hemiscylliidae
Gene: trib2
Product: tribbles pseudokinase 2
Exons: 3
Coding region: 1208-2248 (346 amino acids)
Biological process (GO): positive regulation of proteasomal ubiquitin-dependent protein catabolic process; regulation of MAP kinase activity; protein phosphorylation
Cellular component (GO): nucleus
Molecular function (GO): protein kinase activity; mitogen-activated protein kinase kinase binding; ATP binding
Source: RefSeq, a predicted model, not a curated record